AUGUCCACGGAUGCGGAGUACUUCGCGUACCAGAUGAAGUACGACACUGUGCACGGCCGCUUCAAGCACGACGUGAAGAUCGGUGAGAAGGACGAACUGAUCGUGAACGGCCACAAGAUCAAGUGCAUCCAAGCCAGCCGUGAGGGACCCAAGGCCUUGCCUUGGAAGGACAUGGGCGUGGAAUAUGUGAUCGAAUCCACGGGUCUCUUCGUCGAGGCUGAGAAGGCUGCUGGACACAUCGAGGCUGGUGCCAAGAAGGUCAUCAUUUCUGCCCCUGGAAAGGGUGAUUUGAAGACCUUGGUUGUCGGGGUGAACCACUCGGAGUACGACAAGGCGAACCACAACGUGGUGUCCAACGCCUCCUGCACCACCAACUGCCUGGCGCCCGUCGUCCACGUGCUGCUGAAGGAGGGCAUUGGAAUCGAGAAGGGUCUGAUGACCACCAUCCACUCCUACACUGCCACUCAGAAGACCGUGGAUGGUGUCUCUGCCAAGGACUGGCGUGGAGGACGUGCGGCGUCUUGCAACAUUAUCCCCAGCGCGACCGGAGCCGCCAAGGCGGUUGGCGAGGUCUUGCCCACCACCAAGGGCAAGUUGACCGGUAUGGCCUUCCGUGUGCCAACCCCAGACGUCUCCGUCGUGGACCUGACCUUCACGGCUGAGAAGGACACCUCCAUUGAGGAGAUCGAUAGCCUGAUGAAGAAGGCCUCGGAGACCUACAUGAAGGGCGUUCUCUCCUUCACCGAUGAGGAGUUGGUGUCCAGCGACUUCAUUCACAACGUGCAACUUGGCCCAAGGAACUCCUCCAUCUACGACUCCAAGGCUACCCUGCAGAACAACUUGAAGGGCGAGAAGCGCUUCUUCAAGAUCGUGUCCUCUGGAGAAAUCUGUGGUGCGGAUUUCUUUAUACACAUUCGAAACGUCCUCAGGUCUUGGUACGACAACGAAUGGGGCUACUCCAACCGCAUCUUGCCAUCGAAAAGUGUGGUCACCGACCAUGGAUUGAUGGGGGAUUUUCAGGCACCAGCCAUGCAAUGUUGA
Molecule: messenger RNA, 1041 nt
Organism: Cladocopium goreaui
Lineage: Eukaryota; Dinophyceae; Suessiales; Symbiodiniaceae
Source: the annotation of a GenBank genome assembly